GCAAUGUGUACCGGAACGACAUAAUAGAUGGCAUAAUUGUAGCCCGCUAGAUCACGCUAAAAUUAUUUGCUCCCGGUACGAAAUUGCAUCUGCCGCUUUGAGACUCUGAACAAAAUGGCGAGUUCUCUCCUGGCUGUGGGUAUUGGCCUUGCUGCUGUAGGCUACGCUGGUCGUUAUUUGUUCAGAAGAUUGCCGAAUUUAUCACAGAGAAUGGCAGAAACGGUGAAGAGGCUAGAUUCCGAGUCAUUAGCAAACAGCAAAUAUUACAAGGGUGGUUUUGAGCCGAGAAUGACAAAGCGAGAAGCUAGCUUGAUUCUGGGGGUGUCUCCCACGGCUAGUAAAGCAAAAGUAAAGGAUCAGUUUAAAAAAGUGAUGUCUGUGAAUCAUCCAGACCGUGGCGGUUCACCGUACGUUGCUGCAAAAAUUAAUGAGGCUAAGGAUAUGCUCGAAAAAUAAUGAGAUGAUAUUACAUAGUAUUUGUAAUAUAUAUAUAUAUAUUUGUAACAUGUAUAUAUACUUGAUUUAUAUGUAAUGUAUCUAGGAACCAAAUCCAUGUACACACAUGUGCGCAUGCGCAUAUACACAUACACCACCACACACACACACACAUACUCCAUUGUUAUUUUACUUUUAGAUUUUUCUUGUAAUAUAAUAAACAAACUGUUUUAGAACUGCAUAAUUAUGCUAAUUAAUGCAUUAUGUUAAUCUCAAAUCAUGUUCUUUUCUCGUCCAGAAGUUAAAGUUUUACAUUUGUGUAUAAACUGUGAGUGCUAUUUAUAUUAAAGUAUUAUAAAG
Molecule: messenger RNA, 795 nt
Organism: Ooceraea biroi (clonal raider ant)
Lineage: Eukaryota; Metazoa; Arthropoda; Insecta; Hymenoptera; Formicidae
Product: mitochondrial import inner membrane translocase subunit TIM14
Biological process (GO): protein import into mitochondrial matrix
Cellular component (GO): PAM complex, Tim23 associated import motor
Molecular function (GO): ATPase activator activity
Source: RefSeq, a predicted model, not a curated record